This is a messenger RNA of Trematosphaeria pertusa, 1584 nucleotides long. RefSeq lists its product as uncharacterized. Lineage: Eukaryota; Fungi; Ascomycota; Dothideomycetes; Pleosporales; Trematosphaeriaceae. The record is from RefSeq and is a predicted model, not a curated record. The transcript has a single exon. The coding region runs from base 189 to 1469 and encodes 426 amino acids.
AGCCCGUCGGCGGCCCGUCUGCCAAAACUUGCAGCUGUCAAAGACUCGUCACCAGUCCUCUCCGGACGUUCCGCGGGCUUCACGUCUCUCCACGCCGGCUUGGUGAUGCUGUGUACCACGCACUAUUUACCGUCUGGCAUGCCUCAACACGCACGCCGCCCUGAACCCUCAGCACCCGCCUCCAGAACAUGGCCAACACCCGCUCGCAUGCGCCCUCGAGCCAUGCCCGACUGCACAAACGCGGCAACUCCGCCUCGUCCAUGACAAGUCCGCUCAGCCCGGUCGCCGACCAAGGUGCCUUCACAUUUAACCGCUCCGAGACCCCAAAAGUCACCUACGAAGAGCCCUGGACCGAGCCAGCACGACCCAUGCCCGCCGCAACUUCCUCGCACCAGCUCAAGAUCAAGCCCUAUCUGCGCAAGCUGUCGUACAAAGACAGCAACGCCCUCGACCUUUCCCGCCCUGCGGCCGAGAACGAGGGCCUCGCGGGACUGGGCAUUUCCGAGUAUGGCGGCACCUCGCGAACAGUCUCCGACGUCAGCUUUGCGCCGGUGAAUGGGCGCAACCGACACAAUCGCUCCACCUCCGCUACGUCACAGUUCUCUACGUCGUCGAGCCUGCAGCGCCCGACCGCGCCCUACAUGCCCUCGAUCCGCCAGACCCCGCGCCCGUACACACCGCCUAUAUCCAAGUCUACACCCUCCUCUGUCCUCGGCUCUGAGAACGAGGUAGACGACAUCAUGACGGACGAGGAGUUCCGCCUGAGGCAGGCCGCUUUCGACCCCGCGCGGCGGUCUGGCUCGCUCUCUUCCACACCUGGCGUCGCAUCUCCCCCGCUCCGCAUUCAUACGACUGGUUCCUGCACCCGUCUCGGAGGGAGCUAUUCUCAGUCCUCCAUCUCGCUAACCUCACCCGUCGCUCAAUCACGCUCGAGAGGCGACACUCUCAAGUCCAUGGACACCACUGCCUCACCCAGCUCACGAACCUCAUUCGACAAGGCCUUUGGCUUCAUCCGCGGCGGACGGGAUUCGCCCGUGGACGCCGCCUCUCGCGCUGCCUCUAUCCACGCUGCGCGACAGGCUUUCCUAGAGAAGGAAGAGGCCAAGGAACGCAAGUACGACCGAGAGGCCCACAAGCAAGCGGAGCGAGAUUAUCGGAAGCAGCACAAGAAAGACGAGCGCGAGCGGCGCAAGUCUGAGUCCGAAGAGAGGAAGCGGGCUCGUAGCAUAUCCGACUCCAACGAGAAGACGCCGCGACCGUCUGUGGGCGGACGUCAGUAUUCAGACCAUCGACCACCGCAUUCGAGCAGCCUCCCCAACCACGUGACUACUGUCAGCUACGAGAAGCACAGCGGCGCCAUGCCCAAGGUCACCAAGAGCAGGGAGGCGAAAGGAAGGUGGCUGAGAUUCGUGACCUGGUUCAAAACGAGGUUGCUGCGCAUGUCCCGGAGGUUGCAUAUUGCGUCGUGAGUGGUUGGUGGCUAUUAUUGUUUGCCACGCGCCGCCUGCAGCAAACCAACGCUCAUCAGCCUCAAUAUUCGACGCAUCCUGUCGAUCCAAGAGCUGACAUGCAUGCAUCAUCGAU